Messenger RNA from Perkinsus marinus ATCC 50983, 1101 nucleotides. Its product is annotated as cathepsin L, putative. The transcript has 9 exons. NCBI's taxonomy places the organism in Eukaryota, Perkinsozoa, Perkinsida, Perkinsidae. The record is from RefSeq and is a predicted model, not a curated record. Bases 1 to 1101 code for a protein of 366 amino acids. Gene Ontology annotation, molecular function: cysteine-type endopeptidase activity. Gene Ontology annotation, cellular component: lysosome.
AUGCGCACUAUCGUCUCAUUCGUUCUCCUCUCAAUCCUACCUGCGUUCGAGUGCUUGAACGAGGGAACUGUGGACUUGGCAUUUACCGAUUUCCAGCAUAAAUUCGGUAAAAAAUACGAGUCUAAGGAGGAAGAAAUGAAAAGGAAUGCCAUCUUCCAGGCCAAUCUCCAUCACAUCGAGCAAGUCAACGCUCAGAAUCUGUCUUACACGCUGGGUGUCAACGAGUAUGCGGACCUCACACACGAGGAGUUCGUCGCCCAGAAGGUCGGUAUUUUAAAGAUGGAUGCGAGGAGGGAUGUUAAGUUUGAUGUCGAAGGUAGGACCAGUUGUAUUUCGCAUGCCAGAUUGAGUCUCUUUGUGUCAGAUAAUGCCACAGAGCUCUCAGCCGGCGUGGAUUGGAGAGAUGCAACUGGCGAUGUAUUAACCCCGAUUAAGAAUCAAGGAGCCUGUGGAAGCUGCUGGGCUUUCUCAUCGACCGGUACUCUCGAGUCGCUGUAUGCCAUCGGCACGGGUCAGCUCCGGUCGUUCUCUGAGCAGCAGCUUGUCGAUUGCAGUAGAGGCUAUGGGACCGGUGGAUGUGCUGGAGGCUGGAUGUAUCAAGCUUUUGAUUAUGUGAGGGAUAAAGGGAUCGAUCUCGAGUUUACCUACCUUUAUGAAGGAAGUGACAAUACUUGCCAAAAGUGCCUUGAGAAACGAUCCGACGGCAUUAAGGCCGGGAUUGUUACUGGCUGGUCCCAGCUACAACAAACUGAGCAGGCUUUGAUGCUGAAGAUACAGAGGAGUCCAGUCUCCGUCGCCAUGUAUGCUUCGGAUCACGAUUUCCAAUUUUAUAGCGGUGGAAUAUACUCUGGUGACUGUAAUUAUCAGAUUGAUCACGCUGUUGUGAUGGUUGGUUAUGGCAGCGUAGUUGGAGGAGAUUAUUUCAUCGGCAGAAAUUCUUGGGGAACUUCCUGGGGUAUGGCUGGGUACUUUUACUUGAAGCGAGGAGUUUCCGGUUACGGUCAAUGCAGCAUACUCGAGUACAUGUAUGUUCCGAUUAUGAAGUUUCAUGAUAAGCUCCGGACCGGAACCUCCGGUAUAAGUCCCAGUAAAGAUCAGUAA